AUGAGCUCGGCUAGCAAGGUAGGAGAGAUCUUUACAGCUGCUGGUCAAGCAUUCAGCAAGCUGGGAGAAUUGACCAUGUCAUUACAUCCUACAGCCGAACCCAGUCCAACCAGUGGAAAAUGGACGGAACAGGAGAUAGAGUUACUCAGAGCUUCUGUGAAACGAUUUGGUGAAGAUUUGAACAAAAUCAGUGAUGUCAUAAAAAACAGGACAAUGUCACAAAUCAAAGCCCAGAUUAAGAGAAAAGCAUAUGAAGAUGCAGGCUUACAACCACCCACAGAUACCACACCAAAGAAAGCUGUCACUACCCAGAAGCACACACCCACAGAACAGCCACAGCCAAAGAAACAAAGGUCUUCGGCGGAGGUCACUCUCAGUGCGCUGAACGCCCCCGAAAGUGAUGUGGAUAUCGAGGGUUUGGGUGAAGGAACAGCCUCUAAGAAACUAGAGUUCGACUCUGAUAUGGAUUCCAACUUCUUAUGA
Molecule: messenger RNA, 483 nt
Organism: Acanthosepion pharaonis
Lineage: Eukaryota; Metazoa; Mollusca; Cephalopoda; Sepiida; Sepiidae
Source: the annotation of a GenBank genome assembly